AUGGAGUCUGUGGACUAUCACCAUCCGCCCGGGGCGGUGCAUGCGCCUUCUUAUGGCCAAGGAAGGGGGUUGCUAUCUCCUUCUUCUGCUGACGCCGGGAAAUCCUCAGUAGACGAAGGUGGAAAUUCAGGUUUUUCGGGUGUAUAUGCAGCUUUCGGUGGACAGGCAGCACCUGGAAUGGCUGCAGAUGCAAACUGCUGGGGGAGAGAAGAAGCACCGAAACCGUUGAAAAAGAUUCCGGUGUACCAAGAUAUGUUGAAGCUGCAGGAGAAAUUAGAAGCUGAUGUUCUUGCAUUAGAAAAUAAAAUAUAUGAAAUGGAAGGAAAUUAUUUAGCAGCAACUGCAGAUGUUGGAAAUAUGAUUCGAGGAUGGGAAGGAUAUACUUCUUCCGCUACGAAAGCCAGACGACCUGCAGCAAAGGCAACAGGCGGAUCCUCUAUAGACCAGGAAAGACUCUUCUCCCUAACGAGCACCACAAGUCGGGCCUCUAGAGAACUCAACUCUUUAACAUGCGCAGAAGAAGCAGAAAAACCAGUUCUAGGGGCUUCGGGAGGCGGAGGGGGAUGGAACAACAGCGCCGCCUCUCAGGUGUCUAACAGCCGGAACUCUGCAUGCAGCGGCAGCGCAACUAAAUCAACAAAGAGGCCUCCUUCGCGCACAGGAGGAGGAGGCGUUUCGAAUUCAUCGAAAGGGGCAGCAGCAGGAAGACACUCCUCAGGAGCAGCAGCAGCGGCUGUGGGCGGCUCCAAGGCUUCGUGCGCUAACUCUGCUGCAGCAGAUGCAGCAGGAAGCGGCAGCGCUUGCCACGGCCGCAUGUGA
Molecule: messenger RNA, 819 nt
Organism: Eimeria acervulina
Lineage: Eukaryota; Apicomplexa; Conoidasida; Eucoccidiorida; Eimeriidae
Exons: 3
Coding region: 1-819 (272 amino acids)
Cellular component (GO): histone acetyltransferase complex
Source: RefSeq, a predicted model, not a curated record